Vigna umbellata (rice bean) is the source of this 954-nucleotide messenger RNA. RefSeq lists its product as uncharacterized. Lineage: Eukaryota; Viridiplantae; Streptophyta; Magnoliopsida; Fabales; Fabaceae. The record is from RefSeq and is a predicted model, not a curated record.
AUGCCAAGGGCUAGAGUGUUGGAGGAGGUCUUGAGUGCAGAUCUGAUUCGUGUAAGACCCUCCCGGUCAUCACCCAAGGCAAACGAAACUAAACAUUGCACCUAUCAUCUAAACAUAGGGCAUAACACCAAGGACUGCACGGUGUUGAAAGAUAAGGUGGAAGAGCUUAUCCGGGCGGGUCACUUGAAGAAAUUUGUUAAGGAGGAACGGAGGACGAGAAGCCCACCCAGGAGGGCUAGGGUGGAACGAGGUGAUAGGAGAGAAGACAGGCGCCCAGACCGUAGGCGGAGUAGAAGUCGCAGCCAUGACCGAUCGCUGCAUGGCACGAUAAACACCAUUUCUGGAGGUUUCGCUAGAGGGUCGUCGGCGUCCGCAAGAAAGAGAAACCUGAGGGAGCUAAAAAGCGUUCACAAGGUAGAUGUGAGGAAGCACUCCAUGCCGCCCAUCAUGUUUAUCGAUGAAGACUUCCAUGCUCCUGAUCCAGAUCAGGACGACCCGAUGGUAAUAACAAUUGUUAUUGCCCGAUACAGCGUAGGAAAGGUGUUGAUGGAUCAAGGAAGUUCUGUCAACAUUCUUUACUGGAAAACGUUCCAACAGAUGGACAUAUCCGAGGAUCUGAUAGCCCCGUAUAACGAGAAGAUAGUAGGAUUUUUGGGGGAAAGGGUGGAUACGAGAGGAUAUGUAGAUCUGAGAACAUGCUUGGGAACCGAGCGUAAUAAGGAGCUGAAGACCAGAUUUUUGUUGGUGGAUGCAAACACAUCGUAUAAUGUGUUGUUGGGUCGACCCUACUUGAAUGCAUUUGGGUCGAUUGUUUCCACGCCCCACCUCACACUCAAAUUCCCGUCGGACAAUGACACCAUUUGCACCGUCCGGUCCGAUCAGAGGAUUGCCAAAGAAUGCUAUGUAGCUGGGCUGAAGGUUCAGCCAUCCUCAUCUAAUCCACCCAAUCGGUAA